AUGACCUCCCUCUUCUUCUCCACCCCCGUCGACAUUGACGUCGUCCUCGAGGAUAGCGAUGAGCGUCAGACGGUGGAUGUCAAGCUCGACAAGGGCCGUCGCGAGAGAGUCCCUCUGUAUAUGGAUGGAGAGUCGGUGAAGGGUGCCGUUACUGUGAGACCCAAGGAUGGAAAGCGAUUAGAGCAUACGGGCAUUAAGGUGCAAUUCAUUGGCACGAUUGAGAUGUUCUAUGACCGCGGUAACCAUUACGAGUUCCUCUCCUUAGUGCAGGAGCUCGCCGCCCCCGGAGAGCUGCAACACCCGCAAACGUUCCCCUUCAACUUCAAGAACAUCGAAAAGCAAUACGAGUCAUACAAUGGCAUCAAUGUGAAGCUGCGGUACUUCGUCCGGGUAACGGUCUCGAGGCGGAUGGCGGACGUAAUCCGAGAGAAAGACCUAUGGGUGUACUCCUAUCGCAUGCCCCCGGAGACCAACAGUCCCAUUAAGAUGGAUGUUGGUAUCGAGGAUUGUUUGCACAUCGAGUUCGAAUAUUCCAAGUCCAAGUAUCACCUCAAGGACGUCAUUGUGGGGCGCAUCUACUUCCUGCUGGUGCGAUUGAAGAUCAAACAUAUGGAGCUAUCCAUUAUUCGACGUGAAACGACUGGAUCUCCCCCGAAUCAAUACAAUGAAAGUGAGACUUUGGUGCGGUUUGAGAUCAUGGAUGGUUCGCCCUCACGAGGCGAGACUAUCCCCAUUCGUUUAUUCCUCGGAGGGUUUGACUUGACGCCAACCUUCCGAGACGUGAACAAGAAAUACUCAACCCGCUAUUAUCUCAGCCUGGUGCUUAUCGACGAAGAUGCCCGUCGGUACUUCAAGCAGUCCGAAAUCGUCCUGUACCGUCAGGCUCCCGAGAUUGCUACCACGCCGCAGAUCGCUCAGCAACAAUUGAUCCAACAGCAGCAACUCCAGAACCAGCACCAGCAACAGCUGCCGCCGGGAUCCGCCACCGCAGGCCCUGGACGGGAGCCGUUACCUAACCCGACCGUCACUGCCCCUGUGGCAUAG
Messenger RNA from Aspergillus bombycis, 1044 nucleotides. Its product is annotated as vacuolar protein sorting-associated protein 26. Gene Ontology annotation, biological process: retrograde transport, endosome to Golgi; intracellular protein transport. The record is from RefSeq and is a predicted model, not a curated record. NCBI's taxonomy places the organism in Eukaryota, Fungi, Ascomycota, Eurotiomycetes, Eurotiales, Aspergillaceae. Gene Ontology annotation, cellular component: retromer complex; endosome. The transcript has 5 exons. The coding region runs from base 1 to 1044 and encodes 347 amino acids.